UUCAAUCUUCUUCAUUCUAAUCCUUUCUUCUUCCUCUUUUCACGUCUCUCGUUUUCUCCGGUGUCCUCCGGCAAGCUGUUCUGCUCCUCCGGCCGAUUUUAAGGUGAUACCUUGAAUAAGCAGUGAGAUGUCACUGACGGCCUCGAUUGCUAGUCCAAUUACAUCACUGUCUGUUGUACGCUCAGAAGAUAGGUGUUUGAAGCAACCAAAGAAUGUUUGGUCCAGUCCAGUUGGACUAAAUCCACUCAGCCUGCAAUUUCAUCCCUUUGAAAGAAAAAGAAUCACUAAUCAUGCUUAUAGGGUGAAGCAUUCUUCUGUCAUAUGUGCUGCUGCUCUGAAUGCCACCUGUGCUGCAGAACAAACUCAAACAGUCACACGUCAAUCGUCUACUAUUACUGUUGCACCUAUCCAAGGGAAAGAAAAGUCUCCGGAUCUUGAUGAUGGCGGGGACGGAUUUCCACCACGUGAUGAUGGUGAUGGUGGUGGCGGUGGCGGCGGCGGUGGUGGAAACUGGUCGGGUGGUUUCUUCUUUUUUGGCUUCCUUGCUUUCCUCGGUUUCUUGAAGGAUCAAGAGAGUGAAGGACCAUACCGAGAUGAACGGAGAAGAUGAGAGAUGUUAUAUACACACGCUCUUAUAUGUAUCUACAAUCUUGUAGUUGUUCUUAUCUCUCAUUGUUCUAUUAUUUGCUUGCUUUUCGAUCCAAAAUUUAGAAGCGAAUCGUUUAAUGAGUUGACAAGUUGGAAAAUCAGUAACGAUGUGUCCUCGGUGUCUGUCAUUGAAUAAAAACAGUUUACGAGUUUCGAUCGAGAACGAAUGCAUAAUAAGCUCACGGAUCUUCGUUCUA
Molecule: messenger RNA, 845 nt
Organism: Erythranthe guttata (spotted monkey flower)
Lineage: Eukaryota; Viridiplantae; Streptophyta; Magnoliopsida; Lamiales; Phrymaceae
Biological process (GO): chloroplast organization; thylakoid membrane organization
Cellular component (GO): chloroplast
Source: RefSeq, a predicted model, not a curated record